Molecule: messenger RNA, 816 nt
Organism: Trichophyton benhamiae CBS 112371
Lineage: Eukaryota; Fungi; Ascomycota; Eurotiomycetes; Onygenales; Arthrodermataceae
Product: TRAF-like signal transducer, putative
Exons: 1
Coding region: 1-816 (271 amino acids)
Molecular function (GO): zinc ion binding
Source: RefSeq, a predicted model, not a curated record
AUGACAUGUCCUGAUUGCGAGGAAGUCUACUAUAAGGUCAAUCAGCAAGAACACAAAGACAACUGUCUAAAGGCUACUGUACCUUGCAAAGCUUCGAAGUAUGGAUGUGUGACGCGACUCUUGAAAACCGAGCUCAAGGACCAUGAAGAGUCCUGCCCACUGGCCAGAUUAGGCCCGUACCUCGAGAGUCAAGCAGCAAGACUCGAAACCAUGGACUCCACCAUCCGACAGCUGAAACAACAGAACUCUUUCCUUGAAGACAGCAUCGCCAGCCUACGGUCUGCAAUCUCACAGACAAAUUCACGACCUCCAUCAAGAGUACAAUUAACAUCCAACUCCGGGACUGAAAAUGCUAAUCUUCCAGUGCCUGAGCUGAACCGGAGUGUCUCUCCGUCAAGGGAUGCCCUCGCAUCCUCGCCUACGAUCAACUCCUCGGCUCCUUACCAUAACAACACUACAACUUACCUCCUAUCUAUCCACGAGGCACUGCGAGAAGAAGUAUUACAACUUACCUCGACAGUUGCAGACCUCGAGGCUCGUACCAAUAUAUCAAUGAUGAAUGACACCCUCCGUGUGAGGGAAGAUAUGGCUCAUCUCACAGCAGGGCUGAACACGGUCAGAAUGCAGGUCCACUUACUCAUGAAUUCCCGGAUACAUCAAAGUCAGAGAACGCCAAUAAAUGCUCGCCCCGGUAGCAGUAGCAAUGGAGCAGGGAUGGAUGGGGCCUCUGGACAGACCCGGAUGCCUUCCACCGCCGGACCAGAGCCGCGAGGCAGACGCCCAAGUGACAGUGGCUGGGAAGGGACGAAACUAUAA